AGUUUUGGCGUGAAUCACUUCUGAAGAGAAAUCCAGGGGGAGUGGUGGAAGAGAAACCCUGCUGGCUGAAGAGAAAUCCAGCCUUAGGACAGUUAAGGCGGAUCCAUAUCAAAAAUCUCUUCAUCUUACCUUCUCUUUUCUUUUUCUCACAAAAGUUUGUUUUGGGUUUUGAUUGCUGAAUUUUGACUGCCUAUCAUCCUUUGAACCAGUGAAAGAACUCUAAGUGACCAUCUAAAAAUCGUGAGCUAAACACUUUGAGAGUGUGAGGAUUUUUAUUUGCUAACUUUGUUAAGUGUUUCAGGAUGUUUGGACUUCUCAAAAAAUCAAAACCACUACAAGAUGAUGUCUACUUUCCUUUUAAAACUGUUGUUGAAAAGAAGCAAUUGAUUUUUGACAAGAGACAGUUUGCUUCUAACGAAUUUGAUUCUGUGCAGAAACAAAGGAAGAGACAAAACAGGUCCAAUGAUGAGAAGUGGGUCAGAAGUGGUGAUCGUCCCUUCACCAAAGCCAAGAGAAGCAACCGUGUAGUGCUUGAUCAAAACGAGCUUCAAACUUAUGCUAGUUUGGAGAAGAUGUUGCAUAAGGCAAUUCAUGCUAUCCGACAGCUCAAAAAGAAGGGAAACACCAACACUUCUUCGGCACCAAAACAGCAAUGUAAGUCUUCUUAUCUUUCAAAUUCUGAUUUGAAAACUAAUGAGAUUUCUUUUGAUAAAAGCAAAGCUGUGAAACCCACAAGCAAAGCUCAUUCCACCAGGUGCUUCAAAUGCCAUAGGAUCGGUCAUUAUGCUAACAAGUGUCAAAAGCAAAAACCGUUGGUGACUUUGGAGAAUGAGAACCUUGAAACCGAGCCAGAAAAGGAAGAGCCUUUGCCAAUUCAAAUACCGGACCAAACUCAAGAUUUGAGGACAAAUCUUUUUGAAGAGGAAGGGAAUGAUGUGCCCUGGUUCGUGGAUCAGUCCAUUGGAGCCAACCAGCAUGGAGAUCAGGACGUUCUGAACAAUUUGACCGAGGUUCGUUCAUCCGACCGUACCGAUCAGACUGACCAAGCCGUUCCGCGUGCGUCCCGAUUGGAGCUUCGGCUGGAACCACGUCCAGACGACCUAACCGACCGAACCACAGCCCGUCUUCCCCAACCAACUCGACAUUCUAAAACCCACGGUCGAGCCAGACUUAGCUUGGGUCGUGAAGAAACCAAAGACGGACAUGCAUUCUUAUCUGGCGGACCAUCCGGACAGUCCCGCAAGCGUCCUUAUCUUUACCCCGUGCAUCCAUCUGGUUCGGAUGAACCUGGACAUCUUGACUAGUCUUCUCCAUUUUCCGUGCCUUGACCAGAUCUAGUCUUCUCCAUUUUCCGUGCCUUGACCAGAUCUAGUCUUCUCCAUUUUCCGUGUCUUGACCAGAUCUAGUCUUCUCCAUUUUCCGUGCCUUGACUAGAUCUAGUCAAAUUUAUAUUUUCUAUGCAUUGUUUUCCUGCAUUUCUAUUUAUUGUCUUUGACUACAAAACACUAUAAAUAUGUAGUCCCUUUGAUGAAUAAAAGAAGUUCAUUUUGGUUGUUUAUUUUCGAUUCUUCUUUUCUCUGAGUGAGAGAGAGAGUUCUUAGCUAGUUCAUCGGUUUGAACCGGCUUGUUGAUUUGGUGGUCAGCCAAUCAUCUUUUGUGUCGUUUGGUGGUUAGCCAACACACCUUCAUCGUUUCUUAGGUGGUUAGCCUUAGAUCGUGGUAUAUCAAGAGUCAUUCCGCAUCUCUUGACGAUCCUUUCAAUCCAUCUCAGUUCCAGAAGUGCCAUCGCCUUCUCGGUUCAUAUCAAACACCCGGCCAAAGCCAUCCUUCCCGUUUUGG
Messenger RNA from Brassica napus (rape), 1839 nucleotides. RefSeq lists its product as uncharacterized. The coding region runs from base 303 to 1304 and encodes 333 amino acids. Lineage: Eukaryota; Viridiplantae; Streptophyta; Magnoliopsida; Brassicales; Brassicaceae. The record is from RefSeq and is a predicted model, not a curated record. The transcript is spliced from 2 exons. Gene Ontology annotation, molecular function: zinc ion binding; nucleic acid binding.